AAAAAAUUUUCCGGGUCAGAAAAAUAAAUGAAAAAUGGAAGGUCUUCUGUAUGCUUUUGUGAUUUAUGCGACUUUUGCAUUGGCAAACGGUAAUUGUCAAGGAAGUGAAAGUGACCUAUGCGAAUUACCACCUAACACAACAGCCAAUUCAACCUCUCAGGAAUCUACUGAUGGAAUCAGCAUUGAAAUUAUCGUAGGUUGCGCAGCUGGAGGCAUUGCAUGUAUAGUACUUAUCGUUCUAUUAGUUUGUUGCAUAAUUCGGAAAAGAAUAAGGAAUCGAGAGAAGUUUAGGGAGACAUACACAAAUUAUACAUACAAUGGCUUUGAAAACAACUGUGAGCAUACUGCCACCUCAUUGUAUGCUAUCACUAUACCUGUAGAUGAAUUGGGAUACACGCCAAAACAAAAACAGCAAUCUCCUUUACCACUGACAGACUCAAAAGGGAAGGAUACAGCAAACAUUCAUUAUGACGUGCCAGCAAAUAAACGGCCGAAAGGUAUUGGUGCAUCGCCAAUGCCUGGGUAUGCAGUUCCAAAAAAAAGUUCUAUAAAGUAUCAGAAUGGCGCACCAUCAAAAACUAUGUAUUCAGUUCCAACAAACAAACAUGUAAGUUUUGAGCCAUCAUCUUUAUACCCUGGGUACGAUGUUCCGAAAAAGAUCACCGAGUGACAAAUUACUUUUGUGACAGGGUAUUUAAAGUAGGAAAAAGCAUCACACGUGGUUUAAUCUGAACACAGUUCCACGAUGGACUUCAGUUAAAAGACAAAACAUUGGCUUGGUCUCGUCUAUAUAGAAGUGGGUUGGACACAUCCUUUGUAAAUCAGCUAACGCAAAGAAGGAAUGAAAACAUAACGAAGAAACUAUUAGUUAAAUUGAACGCAUUGACAAACUUAACUGUUUGUACGCUAAUACAUCUUCCUUUGUAGUGUUUUAUGUUAAUAGUUUAUGCAUGCACUUUUUAAAAGAGCUGUUGGUCCCCUGCCCCCUUUUCCUCCUCAUCCUAGUACAAUAUCAGAAUACAUUGUUUUUAACAGUCUGUAUAUCAUGCCUUUAUUUCCAGAAUUAUUUUGCUUUCGUUGAAUGAGGAUAACUACCAGAUAUUGUACAACGAAUAAACUUUAAAACACAGUUUAUAGACAGGUUUAAAUAGAAUAGACCACCAUAUCAAGGAACUUGAUUGAAAUGAAAUCAUGGUUAUAAGGAAGUAAUUUUAAUUCGUCCCAUUACUCAUAUGCAUAGUACAUUGCUUUUUAGUUUUUUCUUAUAUAAAGUGCUUUAUAACCAUUUAUCUCUAACUUCCUUUCCACCAAGUUUUAUUUUAAGACAUUUCUUACUGCACAGGAAAUAUCGUAUUGGACACUUCUUUUUUAGUAGCCUUCUCUCAGUAACGCUGUGCAACAACCUAUUGUAACGUACGGACGACAGUAAACCCCUACUACGCAACUAAAGGCAGUUUAUGAAUUAGAGUGUAAUUGAUAAAAUCAGUUAUGCCAAAAUUGCUUUUGGUAGCCAUAGCCAUUUUAAAACGAAUUUGAGUGUGAUUUACAAAUUGCAUAUGCGAUUUGUCUUUUCAAGGAUGUAUUUUCAUUUUUCAGUGUCGUUGUCUGUGACUAUUUAAUAUAGUACAGUGUAUUUCAUCAAUGACGCAAAUGAUAUAUGUACCAAGUGGGUUUGCAUUAUUAUAUGAAAUGAAAAUAACGUAUGUCACUAAUUAAAUAUUAAAUAGUACAAUAUAAUAUAUAAAAAAAUAAGGAAUCAUUGUUUGAAUAUUUUGAGCAAAUUAAUACGGUAAUGGCAAUUUCAUAUCUAAUAUCGUUAAGCCCUUUGCGCUUUAUUGGAUUUGAUCUAGCCCUGACCACUUAUAUCCCCUCAUAAUACCACAAAAAUAAUUUCUUUUUUACCUAAAUUAUUGGGGUUUUUAUAUGGCAUAAUUUGUAUCCAAAUAAAGACUUAAUUUCUUAACUUUAAAUUGAGUAUAAACAUUUUCAAAAAAUGUUACGUGCCAAGGGAUAGGAAGAGGGAUGUACAUGUAAAAGUUGUACACAGGGAAAAGUGGCUCGGAUGAUUUUCCUGUGUGUUCCUUUUCGUCUUUUUCUCAUGAGAAAUUUUUUUAUGAAACUCAUGCGUAUUUCAUAUGAGAUUCAUGCGAGCCACUUUUGCCCGUGUAGCAUGACACAAUAACUCCAACCGUUAUCCAAAUGCUGCAAAGUUAUUGAAAUGUAAACAUUGAUCGUUUUAUUUAUUUGGAAUUAAAUAUUUUGAGCCCCCCCCCCAUGGUACCAAAUAAAUUAAUACCCUCCUUCCUCCAGAUAUAUUUCUAAAUCCCACUGUCCCAACAAACAAAAAUUAAUUCAACUCUUUAAAGGUAUAUGUGGCGUAUUUGGAUUAAAAUUUAUAACAUGCAUUUAAGUAAAAAUAUACAUCAUGUGUCUUCUAAUUAGUAUUUUCACAAACUCUGGGUCCAUAAAACAUGUUACAUAAUGUCUUUAGUUAUUUGUCUCUUAACUUUGUUACACGUCUGAUGAAUUGUAAUGUAAUCCGCCAUUUAUAAAGCCACUGCACAUGAGUGCGGGAAAACCCAGAACUGAAAAAACGAUGGAAGAAAAGUUUAUAAUCAAUUACGUGUAGAAAAUUAAUACAAUGUAUCCUAGCGAUAGACGGUCAUGGCCAUGUUUAAGUGCAUUUUUAGCCAGGCUUUGCUGAAAGCAGAGUCCUGGCUGUAGGCAGGCAAAUCGCCAAUUAUACUAUAAAUAGCACAACUUCAAAAGUAAACAAAAAACCGAGCAGCGUCAAAGUAAAAAC
Magallana angulata is the source of this 2803-nucleotide messenger RNA. RefSeq lists its product as uncharacterized. Lineage: Eukaryota; Metazoa; Mollusca; Bivalvia; Ostreida; Ostreidae. Bases 35 to 670 code for a protein of 211 amino acids. The record is from RefSeq and is a predicted model, not a curated record. The transcript has 4 exons.